AUGCACAAACCACCCCUGGCCCCUAAACCAAAGUUAGUCCACCCCCAGAGGCCAGGGCUUUCUCCCUCAACCCCCAGAAGAGAUGGCCUCUCGCUCCCAUCGCCUGGCACACAGAGGAGGGUUAAACCAGUACUGGCCCCCAAACCCUGCCUCUCCAAACUCAGUGCUGUGGAGUCCAAACCCCUCGCUUCAAAGAGCCUGCACCAAACACCUGUAACAGAAACCCCACGGGUCCCCAUUGGUCUCCUUAAUUCCCAAAAUGGAAUACAGCAAGAGAACAAAAAGCCAGAUUGGGAUUAUAUUAUUCCUAUUUGUCUGUGUAGCCAGGAGAACUGCCUGUGCAUCAAGAACACAGCACUCACAGACAAAAUUGAGAAAGACUUGAAAACCUCACAGAGGGGUAAAACUGCAGAGAACAGAAAGGCUAUGCCUACAUCUCGAGGCACUUUGGAGAACAGCACAGAGAAGAUGGACAAUGCUAAUUGCCAAGUGAUGAAUACUACUUCAUCCAAUACCCACCUCACAGACCAUAAAUCGCUCCAACAGACACUUGCUUUUGAAAAAAGCCCCAGCACAGACACAGAUACCUCCAGCCCCGAGGUGACAGUCAGGCCGUCUCUUCCUCGCAGAACUUGGAGUGAUGAGGCAAAUGGUAAUGUCAUACAUCUGAGUGCACCUGGGCGAGGACCAGAGGAAGAUGCUCUUGGCUCAGAGGAGAAGCGUUGUGUGCUCCAACCCAAACCAGUCCCAGCAGCUUCUAGGAAGCCCAUCCCUGUCCCUGUACCACGGAAACCCAGAAAGGUUGUGCUGACCCGUCAGGAAAAGGUGGAGGAGGACAGGGAAGAUAUUUCAAGCCAGGAGGGGAGGGAAAUAAACGUCAAAGAGUUGAAGUUGUCAUCAGAGGGGAAGGGCAGCUCAUCCUUGUCUGUCAGCGUACCUGUUAGUGAAAACAGGCAGCCACUGUUUUUUAUGUCUGCAAGGAAACCCAGCGCCCCACCAGCCCCUCCGCCCAGGAAAAAGCUGUAUCUGUCUACACCUGAGAGGUCGCCAACCUCUGCUCCUCAGACACCACCAAAUGAUUUGGAGGAAGAAGACCUGGGUUGGGACAGCAACAUCAAUGAGAUGGAGAUAUCGGUUGACAAGGAGGAUGAAGAGGUGGAGAGGGAAGGAAGGGAUGAUCAGGAGGCAGUUUACAGUGAUCUAACACACUGUCCUCCCUCCAGCUAUUUGCUCAGUCAGCCAGUGAUCAGCCUGCCGUCUGUGGCAGCAGAAGAUGGGGUGGUCAAGGUAGCUCCGAAGAAGCCCCAGAGACAUAGCACCCCAAUGGCAUGGCUGCAGAAGAAGGAAUCAUCUGAGGAGAAAGAAGAGGGGAGAUUAGCAGAUAAUGAGAAGAGGCAGGAUCUUCCUAUGCAGGAUUGUGUUUUGGAGGAGAGAGUGAAGAGGGAGCUUCCUUCGCCUCCAGAUGAAAAACCAAAAAGAUGCCUCUUAAAAGCUGGAACCAGUAAACCUUCUCGUGUCAGCGUGAGAGCCAAGUCAUUCUCUGAUGCAGACCUGAUUCGCUCUAAUGGACAAAAGAGAAACUCUUUCCGGAAACUGCUGGACUUGAAGCUCUCAGUGAAGAUUUUGCCCAAGCUGAUAGUAAAAGGAGGCCAGACAUCAGAGUGCACUGUGAAUGAAACAGAGCAGUGUGUGGACAGUGAUCAAGAUAGACCCCAGAGUGUCCACGUGCAUGUUAGGUCUCAACGAAAAUUAUCCUGCCCGCUGAUUGGAGUAGAGCAAAACGUGGAUAGAGAUGAGUUUUCACCUGGAAUCGAACAACCUGUUGACUAUGAGAACAUCCCUCAUUAUGAGGAGAUCUCAGACUAUGUGAAUGUGCAAGUGGGGACAGCAUCGCCUCAGGCCUCACAGCCUGCAGCCUGGGAGAGUUUUAUGUAUAAUGAUGAUGGCAUUUAUGAGGAGCAGGAGCCAUAUAUGUCCCUGCAGAAAGACUCUGGCCACCAACUAGGACAUGGAGACUAUGACAGAAGCUCUGUGGAUGAGGAGGUGACGCCCCUGGAUGAUGGGCUCUCAGAUGAUGACAUUAUGGCACAUACCUCAGAUGAGGACGAUAGUAGCUCCAUCUCAAGUAAAGGGGAACCUGAGCAGCCAGAGGAGAGUGCGACGCCGAGUGGACCGAAGAAGAGCAAGAUACACCACAUCGCUACAGAGAUCAUGAGCUCUGAGAGUGUGUUUGUUGAUGUCCUGAAACUGCUUCACGUCGACUUCCGUGAGGCAGUAUCCAAAGCAUCCCGUCAGAAGCCUGUGAUUGAGGAGCGUCUUCUCAACCAGAUCCUGUACUACCUCCCCCAGCUCUAUGAACUCAACCAAGACCUGCUCCGAGAGCUGCAGCUCAGAGUGGCCAAAUGGGAUGACAAUGCCCAGCUGGCAGACAUAUUCCUGAAGAAAGGCCCCUAUCUAAAGAUGUACUCUACUUACAUUCGAGAGUAUGACAAGAAUGUGGCUCUACUGGAAGAGCAGAGUAAGAAGAACCCAGCAUUCAGCGCAGUGGUACGGGAAUUUGAGGCUAGUCCACGCUGUGCCAACUUGGCUCUGAAGCAUUACCUACUAAAGCCAGUUCAGAGGAUACCUCAGUAUCAGCUGCUGCUCACAGACUAUCUAAAAAACUUGUCUGACGACUCAGAUGAUUACAAGGACACACAAGCUGCUCUUGGUAUAGUGAAAGAAGUGGCCAAUCAUGCCAAUGACAUCAUGAAACAAGGGGAUAACUUCCAGAAACUGAUUCAGGUGCAGUGCAGUCUCAAUGGCCACCAUGAGAUUGUCCAGCCUGGCAGGAUCUUCCUGAAAGAGGGCAUCCUGAUGAAGCUGUCCAGGAAGGUUAUGCAGCCCAGAAUGUUCUUCCUGUUUAACGACACAUUGCUCUACACCACUCCUGUUCAGUCAGGCCAGUACAAGCUAAACAACAUGCUGUCUCUGGCUGGGAUGAAGGUUAGCAAACCAAGUCAAGAGGCCUAUCAGAAUGAGCUGAACAUCGAGAGUGUGGAGCGUUCCUUCAUUCUCUCUGCAAGUUCAGCCACAGAGAGAGAUGAAUGGCUUGAGGCCAUUUCCACAGCAAUCAAUGACUACACCAGGAAGAAAAUCAGUUUCAUAUCUGGCAAGACUCCAGAGGAGGUAGAACUGAGGGGUAGUGGUGAUGGUGCUCCUUUGGGAUCCAAAGCCCCUAUAUGGAUCCCUGACCCACGGACCACCAUGUGCAUGAUCUGCACCUGUGAGUUCACCCUGACAUGGAGGCGACAUCACUGCCGAGCAUGUGGAAAGGUGGUGUGCCAGUCUUGUUCCUCAAACAAACACUGCCUUGAAUACCUUAAGAACCAGUUGGCACGAGUGUGUGACCAGUGUUUCCCUGUUCUGCAGCAGAAAAGUGAACAAGCCGUGUCCACAGCUAUAUCCCCUGGCAGCAGAGCUACCUUUGCUUUCUCCAGGAGGCAGAAGAGGAUACCUGCGGCCUUGAAAGAGGUGACAGCAAACACAGACAACUCCUCCAUGAGUGGCUAUUUGCAGAGGUCAAAGCGCAAUAAAAAGCAGGGGAAGAGGUUGUGGUUUGUGAUCAAAGACAAGGUCCUGUACACCUACGCUGCAAGUGAGGAUGUUGCAGCUUUAGAGAGCCAGCCCCUUUUAGGAUUCAUGUUGAAAGUGGAUUCAUCACAGAAGUUACAGUUCAAGCUUUACCACAAAAACACACUUUACUACAUUUUUAAAGCUGAUGAUGUCCAAACUGCCCAAAGAUGGAUUGACUCAUUCAAAGAAGCUACAGUGCUUUAAUAUCUGUUGACAGCGUGUGAAGUUGUUCAACAUGCAAUACUUUUUUGUUCUUGUCUGAAAAUGUACCU
Messenger RNA from Scomber japonicus (chub mackerel), 3887 nucleotides. Its product is annotated as FYVE, RhoGEF and PH domain-containing protein 6-like. The transcript has 20 exons. The coding region runs from base 1 to 3819 and encodes 1272 amino acids. Lineage: Eukaryota; Metazoa; Chordata; Actinopteri; Scombriformes; Scombridae. Gene Ontology annotation, cellular component: cytoplasm. The record is from RefSeq and is a predicted model, not a curated record. Gene Ontology annotation, molecular function: metal ion binding; guanyl-nucleotide exchange factor activity.